This is a messenger RNA of Iphiclides podalirius (scarce swallowtail), 345 nucleotides long. Lineage: Eukaryota; Metazoa; Arthropoda; Insecta; Lepidoptera; Papilionidae. The record is from the annotation of a GenBank genome assembly.
AUGAAAGCCCGUGCUCCGUGCUCACGCUUUGAAAGGACGAAAAAUAAACUUUUCUACGCUCGUAGCCCCAGCGCUACACGCUACGAAGCAUUGUUUACGUCCGCGAUCAAAACAAAUGUAGAGCAGACGGUGAGUGCCGCGGUCAGGCCGUCCCGCGCAAACCGUUGUCACGCAUUUAGAUGUUCACGCGUGACCGGGUCGAAAUGCCGUCACGCCGUGCAACAACUGCCGGCGAACGGUGUCAUUAAAAAAUUGAUCAUCGGCCACCGGCCCGGGCACAUGGCGCGCCCCUCCCCCGCGCCCCCGACGCGUCACGCCCUUACGACGCGCUCCGUCAACAGAUUC